This is a messenger RNA of Rosa rugosa (rugosa rose), 3000 nucleotides long. Its product is annotated as putative disease resistance protein RGA3. The coding region runs from base 1 to 3000 and encodes 999 amino acids. NCBI's taxonomy places the organism in Eukaryota, Viridiplantae, Streptophyta, Magnoliopsida, Rosales, Rosaceae. The record is from RefSeq and is a predicted model, not a curated record. Gene Ontology annotation, biological process: defense response to other organism. Gene Ontology annotation, molecular function: ADP binding. The transcript has a single exon.
AUGGUUGAAGCAGUUCCAUUUGGCACUGCAGCUGACAUACUCAUCAAGCUCGGGUCUUCCACUUUCCGGGAGCUCGGGCUCGUCUACGGCGUCAACAAGGAAAUGAAGAAGCUUGAGAACACUCUCUCCACCAUCAAAGCUGUUCUCUUAGACGCAGAGGAGAAGCAAGAGAAGAGCCAUCUGGUGCAGGACUGGAUCAGGAAGCUCAGCGAGGUUGUGUACGAGGCCGAUGAUUUGUUGGAUGCAUUCGAAACCAAAGCUAGGCAGCAUGAGAAUCAUCAGGUGCGUGAGUUCUUUUCAAAGACACUUGCUUUUAGAUACAAGAUGGGUCGAAAACUGAGAGAAACUAGAGAGAGAUUGGAUGAGAUUGCAGGGGAUAUUUCAAAGUUCAACUUCAGGGAUAGGUCGUUGACAAUCUCAGAUAUUGGGAUUGAGAUGAAUAAUAUGAGAGAAGAGACGCAUUCUUUUAUGGUGGAGUCAGCUGUAAUUGGAAGAAAGAGAGAGAAGGAGGAGAUGGUGGAGUUUUUGAUAUUCCCACCAAGUGAAGGAGAAAAUGUCUCUAUUACUGCCGUUGUUGGUAUUGGGGGGCUUGGGAAGACCACCCUUGCUAAAAUGUUGUAUAAUGAUGAUAGGGUAGUGAAGUAUUUUGAGAUUAAGAUGUGGGUGUGGGCGUAUGGAAGUUUUGAUUUAUAUUCAGUUACGGAGAAAAUCUUGAGAUCUAGUGCUACGAAUGAACUAGAAGAUUCGGAGUUUUAUUACCAGCAUAUUUUGCUGCAGAAGAAAAUGUUGAUGGAGGAGUUGCAGAUUCUGCUUCGGAAGAAUUUGGAUGGGAAGCGCUACCUCCUUGUUCUGGAUGAUGUGUGGAAUGUGAAGCGCGAAAGUUGGCUUCAGCUGAAUGAUUUGUUGAAAGGUGGUGCCAAGGGGAGUAAGAUUGUUGUGACAACUCGUAGCACAAAAGUUACCGCGCUUAUGGAUGUUGAUUUCCCUUUUGUGUUGCAAGAUCUAUCGGAGGAAGAGAGUUGGACAUUGUUUAAGCAACUGGCUUUUAAAGAUGGAAGGGAGGAGGAGCAUCCAGAGUUGGUGCCAAUAGGAAGAAGAAUUGUGAAGAAAUGCAGAGGUGUUCCUCUUGCAAUAAGGACUCUAGGAAGCAUGAUGAGAUACAAAGCUAAUGAAAGAGAGUGGAUUUCGAUUCAGAAUACAGAGAUCUGGGAGUUACCAAAAGAGGAGAAUGAUGUUUUGAAGAUACUGAAGUUAAGCUAUGAUCACAUGCCAAUUUAUUUGAAACAAUGCUUCUCCUACUGCGCAUUGUUCCCCAAGGGAUAUGAAAUUGAGAAAAAAAUGUUGGUCGAACUUUGGAUAGCUCAGGGUUACAUUCACCUUCCUGGUAAAGAGAGGAACUUGGAAGAAAUUGGUGACCUGUAUUUCAAGGAAUUGAUAGAGAGAUCAUUAUUUCAAGAGGUCAAGGAAGAUGCCAAUGGAAAUUUAAUUAGUUGUCAUAUGCAUGAUCUUAUACACGAUCUUUCACGGGCAGUUGCAGGAUCUGAAUGCUCAAUUUGCAGUGUUGAUGUUGGAGAUAUAUCUGAAAGAGUUCAUCAUGUUUCAUUUAGUUGUUAUCUGCCUUCUUCAUGGGAAGUUCCGAUAGCGUUGCUCAAAGCUAAGAAGACUAGGACAUUUAUACUACCACUUCAGGAUCAAGCAUAUAGAACUUCCAGUCACAAUACAAUCAUUUCAAACUUGAGGUGCUUACGUGUGUUAGAUCUACAUAACCUAAGAAUCGAUGAGCUUUCAAAUUCCGUAGGCAAGUUGAUCCAUCUUAGGUACCUUGACCUCUCUGGUAAUGUUAGUAUGACAGCACUCCCUGCUUCUAUCAGCAAUCUGCAGAACCUACAGACCCUUAAACUCAACAGGUGCUACAGACUUGAACACCUACCUAGAGAUAUCGGAAAGAUGAUCAGCCUUAGACAUCUUGAGAUCACUGGGUGCCGCAAAUUGAAUCACAUGCCACCUGGGCUGGGAAAGUUGGUAUCUCUUCAGACAUUACCGUUAUUCAUCUUGGGCAGGAAAGCUCUCUUUUCCGGUGUGAGUGGUGGAAUAGAUGAGUUGAGUGGCUUGAACUGUCUUAAAGGGGUGCUUCAUGUUGCCCAUCUUGAACAUGUUGACAAUGUCACAAUAGAUUCAAGGAGUUCAAAUUUGAGCAGCAAGCAAUAUCUUGAAUCCUUAAAACUAAUUUGGUCCAGAGAUGACGACAGUGAAAGUAAUGAAGAUCACAUGGUGUUGGAAGGCCUUCAGCCCCAUCAAAAUUUGAAAGUACUGCAUAUAGCUGGGUAUUGCGACGUUCAAUUCCCCAACUGGCUGAUGAACAACGCUGCAUCGUCUCUUCCAAGUCUAGUUGAGCUCACAAUUGAGGGCUGUCUCAGAUGCCAGCAUCUUCCACCACUGGAUCAACUGCCUUCUCUUAAGUUUCUCAAACUAUAUUCUCUAGGUUGCCUCGAGCACAUUAACAGCAGUUACUCGUCUCCCUCUUGUGGUUUGGUUGGGGGAGGAAGAGAGCCUUUGUUUUUUCCAUCAUUGAAAGAGCUCACACUUUAUGACUUGCCACUCUUGAAGGAGUGGCAAACCUGCAGUGAUCAAGAUGGGACAACAACAAUGCCAAAGCAGCAGCAGCUUUCAUUUCCUUCCCUCACCAAAUUGACUAUCGUGGACGCCCCUAACUUAAUGUCCAUGCCGAUGCUUCCAUUAGUUGAAGAAUUGCUUAUGGACACCGUCUCUGAGAAGUUGUUGCAGUCCAUGUUGAUGACAGCAGCCUCAGAAAGCCAAACAAGCUCUUCCUCCCUUGCUAGAUUGAAAUUUCUGAUCAUCAAAUCAUGCAAUGAUCUGGUCUCUUUCCCUGAAGAUAGGAUAAAUAACCUCACUUCUCUUAAGCUUCUAAAGAUUAUAGAUUGUGGAAACUUGACAUCUCUACCACAUAAUCUGCACUGUGAAUACGUACUUAGUAAUUAG